This is a messenger RNA of Anthonomus grandis grandis, 669 nucleotides long. Its product is annotated as collagen alpha-1(XXVI) chain-like. Lineage: Eukaryota; Metazoa; Arthropoda; Insecta; Coleoptera; Curculionidae. The record is from RefSeq and is a predicted model, not a curated record. Bases 1 to 669 code for a protein of 222 amino acids. The transcript has 2 exons.
AUGGACUAUUUAGAGGAGGAUGAUGACUUGCCGGAAUCUAACAUCUAUAUUUUACCUCCAGAUGAUGAAAAUGAGACCGAAGUUGAUAGCGACGAAUCUGACGACGAGCAUGCAGCGAAUAUAAAUGACCUACCUCGCGGAAUCCUAUCUCAGGAAUGUGAAAUACCUUACGCUGAGGAACCCUUCCAGAAGAGGACACCCCCCAGGCCGACAGGCACCACCAGGCCCACCAGGACCACCGGCCCACCAGGGCCACCCGGCCCUCCAGGACCACACGGCCCUCCAGGACCUCAAGGCCCUCCAGGACUACCCAGCCCUCCAGGCCCGGCGGUCCUCAGGACCAACGGACCUUUAGGACCGCACGGUCCCCCAGGACUACGGUCCGGGAUCGGCCGGCCCUCUAGGACCAACGGACCUACAGGACCGACGGGACUCCAGGAUACAGGACACAGCCCUCCAGGACCACAGGCCCUCCAGGACCACCCGGCCCUCCAGGACUACCAGGUCCCCCAGGACCGGCGGUCCUCCGGGAUCAGCGAACCUUUAGGACCGCACGGCCCUCCAGGACUACGGUCCAGGACCGGCCGGCCCUUCAGGUCAACAGACCCUCAGGACUGUCGGACCUCCGGGACACCAGCCCUCCAGGACCAACCGGUCCCCCGGACCUGA